This is a messenger RNA of Cololabis saira (Pacific saury), 978 nucleotides long. RefSeq names its product scavenger receptor cysteine-rich type 1 protein M130-like. The record is from RefSeq and is a predicted model, not a curated record. Gene Ontology annotation, cellular component: membrane. NCBI's taxonomy places the organism in Eukaryota, Metazoa, Chordata, Actinopteri, Beloniformes, Belonidae. The transcript has 5 exons. Bases 1 to 978 code for a protein of 325 amino acids.
AUGGAUAACAUGCUGCUGCUGCUGCUGCUGCUGCUCCCGUUGUUGGCGAGCUCAGAGUCUCUUCUGUCUAGAUACGUCAGGUUGAUGAAUGGGACCACUCUGUGUUCGGGUAGACUGGAGGUCUAUAACCCACGAAAGGGGACCUGGUUUUCAUUGUGUGAAGCUGACUUUAACCAGCAGGAUGCAAAGGUGGUCUGCAGGGAGCUUGGCUGUGGGCGUCCUUUAGUUCUCAAGGGGGUACUUUAUGGAGAAGUGGAAGCUCCACUAUGGACCGAAGAAUUCCACUGUAAAGGUGAUGAGUCUGAUAUCCAGAGCUGUGAAAGCUCAGGCUCAAUUUUAAAGACCUGCUCACCUGGAAGAGUUGUUGGACUCACCUGCUCAGACCCCCUCGGGUUGAUGGGAGGAACCAGUCGUUGUAGAGGUGCACUGGAACUGAAACAUCUGGGAGAGUGGAGACCAGUAUAUGGCCCAGAGUGGACCCGGAGGGAAGCAGCUGUUGUGUGUGAAUAUCUGGACUGCGGUUCUGUAAUUUCUGUACAACUGAGAAAGCUGUCCUCACGUAGGCCUGUGUGGUGGAUCGAUCCUGGCUGUGUUCAGUUUGGAUUUUCUCUUAAGAACUACUAUGUCAAGUUGGUGAAUGGGACCACUCUGUGUUCAGGCAGAGUGGAGGUGAAGUCCAACUCAUUUAACCAGUAUCACCGCCAGUGGUCCUCAGUGUGUGAAGCUGACUUUGACCAGCAGGAUGCAAAGGUGGUCUGCAGGGAGCUUGGCUGUGGAUCUCCUUCAGUUCUCAUGGGGAUGCUCUACAGAGAAGUGGAGGCUCCAAUUUGGAUGGAAAAAUUCAACUGUGGAGGCUAUGAAUCAGCUCUCAUGGACUGUAAGAGUUCAAGCUCAGAUAUAAACACCUGCUCACCUAGAAGAGCUGUUGGACUCACCUGCUCAGGUAAGCCCAUCAAAGACGAAGGCUCUCUGGUAUAA